AUGCAGCGAUCUCAAGUCUUAUCUUCACCACCAACCAUGAAGAGCACCCUUACAGGUGGAGCGAAUGCCACAAGUGCCACCAACGGAAACGUUGCGCAUGGCUAUUUUUCUGGUCCAAACUCCCCAUCAACUACCCGCUACUCUGUGCAGGGUGGCGGUCGCAGAUCUGUGACCUCCAGAUUUUCGGUCUCGCAGAGCAGCGCUACUGAAAAGACGAAUGUGGUGCGAGACACUGCAAUUGCUCUCAAGCGAAAGAGUGCGUCUGAACUUGGAGCUGGAGUCUCGGAGACCGCUGAUAAAGUCAGCUUUAUCAACUUGGUUGAAUGGAUCCGCUCCGAGCGCCUGUCGAGCCUGCCACACAAGGGAAGCCGAUGGGACACUGUUCUGAUCCGAGCUCUUUACUUUGCAGAGCGCCUGCAUGGUUUCGAGACUACGCUGAAAGGCCACGCUGCAGAUAGCGACGCUGCUGCACAACUCGGCUAUGGCCACGCAAGACUCCUUCUCGAGCUUGGACACGAGAAUUCUGCGGCUUUGGACAAGGCGUUCGGAUUUCUUUACAGGUAUUCAUCUGCUGUAUCUUCUCUAUUGUCAAGAUCCGAGGUUCUGAAGCUCUCGCAAGAGAUCUACGAAGAGAUGUGCAAAAUGUACAGCGACUUGUUGACCCUGGUGGUCGACGUCUCUGUGCGUUUCUACAAAGCUGUUCACAGCAGCUCUGGUGCUUCUGCUAGCUUGGACCUCUUCGAGGUGUUCGGGGACACGAUCGUCACUUUCCGCCACCGCAGGAACAGCAUUACAGAGCUCAUCUGGAAGCAAGAGAUUGCCGCAGACAACAGUGAUAUCGACGAAGCGAUUGAAGUCGGCACCCUGGAUCGCUGGCUGGCUCCUCAGGACCGUGUUCUUGCGACUCUAGAGCUUGACCACACCCUCAUUGCUGAUGACCUAGCCGAGCAUACUUGUGUCUGGUUCUCGGACGACCUUGCCAAGUUCGUGAAGGGAAAGGAGCACUCAUUGUUGAUCAAUGGUGCACCUGGCUCGGGAAAGACCACUCUGGCUGCGGCUUUGGCCGAGAGAUUGCAGCGACCUAUCGCUCGGAAGUCGUAUGCCAUGCUCUUCUACUCUGUCGGUGCAGUACCUUCGCAGGCCUCGACGUUGAACGUGGUCAAGGCACUUUUGCACCAGCUUCUGACUAUCCGUGUUGGCAAUAUGCACCUCUACCACGCCAUUGCGCAGGCACAUGAGAAGUCUCGCUUCAUACAAGACCCCGCCAAGUACGAGGAAUUGUUGUGGACUGCGCUUGAAGAUGCCGUACGCCACCCACUCGACAAGGGCGCAGAUGUGGUCAUGAUCGUGGAAGGUCUCGACGAGCUCGCGAAUCCAUCCGCUGGCCAGGCUCUCCUGCAGCGCCUUGUAAAAGCUGUAGGCCAGGGCACACGCGUUAAGCUGAUCGCGCUUUCUCAGACGCUCUCCCUGCCAAACGGUGUCUCUGGCACCCAGAGGACGAUCGGACAAAAUGACACCCGCGAUGACAUUCAUUCAGUGGCCAUUCGUGUGCUCGCACAGUGCCCUCACUUCAGAUCGAAGACAGGCCGCGAGCAAGAAACCAUCAUCAGCCGAAUCAUUGAGACUUCCGAGGGCUCCUUUCUCUGGGCCAUCCUUGCAUGCGAGUCGCUUCGCCUGCUCAAGACAGCUGAGAGCUUCGGCAAAGCUAUCAACAAUCUACAGAACCCCAAAGAUUCCGUCGAGGAUCUGGUCCAAGGCCUUGUUGCUGCUCUCGAGCUGAACGAAGAGGCCAAGCUUCUGUUGGCAUGGCUUGUACACGUUGCACGACCAUUGACUUACAGCGAGAUUGAGUCUCUGUUCGCGAUGCACGUUCACAGCGGGACACGCUCUGACCGCCGCGUCGACGUCCACCGCAUCGUGCGUACAUUGCAGCCGUUGCUGGCUGUCGAAGAGGAUAUUGUGCGACCACGUCACCAGAUUGUGCAGACAGCUGUACGCAACCUCUUGAAGCAAGGCAAGCUCACGGUCCCCGUGAAGGAUCUACCUACAGAUGUCCUGCUUCGUCUGCUUACUUACGCCAAAAUCUCGCUCCCAGAGAACAAGGAGCCAACCCUGGAUGAUACCGAUCGCAGUAUCGUUGAUCACUGCUUCAGCAGAUACCCAUUCUUGGAGUACGUAGUUCGCUACUGGACUUGGCACUUACAACAGGCGUCGGUCGUCACACUCGGCAGGCCAGACAUGAAGAUUACUCCAGAGAUCCAGAAGGUCUUCCCUGAGAGUACCACCUUGCCCAUCCUCGAAUGGCUCUGCUGGGAUGAUCAGUUCCCUGGCGCACAAGAAGUGGAGCUUCACGACAUUGUGGGCAAGCUUCGAGCGAAGAUCUUGACCGAGAAGCAUCCAUCCGUGCUACAAAGUUACAUCAACACUACAGCCUACUACGAGGCCAUGCAAGAUGUCAACAAGGCCAGCCAUUUGUACUACCUCAUCUCCAAGAUUGGCUGUGAAGUCCUGUCUGUGUCGCACCCGAUUGUCAUCGAGUGCGCAUCACGCUUCCUGCAUCUCAGCUACUCCAGAGUUACGACCACCAGGACUGAGAUCGUCACAUACAGGGAACAGAUCUUGAUACUCCUCAUCACAGCUUACGAGCGGCAGUAUGGCGUGUCAUCUGAGAUCGUGAUGCAAACCAGAGAACAGCUCGCAGAGCUCUAUCUGCACAUCGGCGAGCAGGACAAGGCAACUGAGGUUAUGAAAAUCAUUCACGGGACUGUUGGCGACUCUCACCGACAUGAGUCCGACCGCACUCGUGCUCUGAACGAACAGCUGCGAGUCAGUUUCGGCAAAGGCAAGACUACCCGCGAUCUUGAGACGUACAAAGAUGGUGUGUUCACGGAGGAAGCCGAGGACGAAGAGGCCCUCGAGAUCAUCGAUCUUACCCAGGUCGAGAUGAUUCUGCGCCAAAUUGAGCAGUAUCGGUCCCAAAAAGAGUUCGUCAAGGCAGAGCAGACAUACAUUGAGCUGUGGCAAAGCCUUUCCGAGAGCUGCCGCACCACCAUGUCCGUUGAGUGGCACCAAAAGAAAAUUGAGGUUGUCCAGGCCUACACCGAACUCCUUGAGAGCCAGCAACGCCGAUUCGAAGCCACCACCCUUACUACCUCUUUGUGGCGCGAGUACGAGCAUCACGAUCUGAGCUACUCUGAAACCAUUGUGUCGAGACUGACCAAAUCAGCUCGCUUCUUGAAGAGCGUAGGAGAGUACAGCGCUGCACUUUCCAUCUUCAGGCAUGCUUCUUCAUACUACAAGAACGUUCGCAAGGAAGAGUCAAAGCACACUCGCGAGCUCGAGGAGGAGAUGACUGUGAUCUCUCACCAGGCUCUCAAGGCAUCGAAGGAAGAGAAGUCGGUGGUCAGAUCGGAACAUGAGCAAUUGGACAUGUUCCAAAUUCUCAUCGCUCAGUCUUCAAAGGAGGUUGAGAGCUCUACCAUGACCUUGUCGAAGAGCUUGACGUCUCAAUUCAUCGCCACCAGGCAGUGGUCUCGAGCCGUCUCGGUCGUGCACAGUACUCUGCAGAAGACUUGGAGCUCGUUCAUGGCCGCUUCGGUUCACGAGGUCACGAUGACUUCUAUCCAUCAGAAAGAGUCCAUCGAGCUCGUUGAGCAGUUGGCACUGAUCUAUCACGAGCAGCGCUUCUUCGAGAAAUUGGAGGACGUCUACGUUCGCCUGUUCCGCGCCGCGCUGUCGUCUCCAAAGGACACCGCCGUCCUUGAGAAGGCGAAGAGCCUGCUGCUUGGCUUCUACGAUCGCCGUGGCCAUGUCGACAAGUCCAUUUCGGUGUAUCAAGAGUUGCUCGCAGUGUACCGCCGUACCCUUGGACCAACCCACGAGACCACCAUCACCGUUCUCUACGAGCUGGCGACCAGAUGCCGUGCCCACGCCCGAAGCCACCCGUACUACAUCGAGUACUACCAACAGAUUGUUACUGCACUGAACAAAGACUCCACCACCUGUUACGCUCGUGCAAUUGAUGCUGCUAUCAUUGUUGCUGAAUCCUACUGGUACGAGCGCCGAUACUCGGACGCUGUUGCAUCAUACUCGCUCAUUUGGAACACUUUCGUGCAAAAGUUCAAGGAGUUCAAGAUGUUCAGCCAAGAGACGUUCGUCAAGAGUCUGUACGAGCGCUACUACCAGUGCUUAGAAGAGACCAAGGCGGAUUUUGAGGCGCUUCGCACUGUCAGCUCGCAAUAUCGCGAGACCUCGAAGGCUGUCUUUGGUGCCAGCUCCUCUACGUACAUCGAGGCCACUGUUGCCCUUGCGAGAGUUGUGCAGCAUUCCGAGAAGCACACAGAGGAGUCAAUCGCGCUGUACGAGGAGGCUUCUCGAUCGCUAUCCUCAUCGAACUCGAACAGCUCAAGCUCCAUCAGCAAGGAAGAGCUCACGCGAUCGUUAAUCACGAUCUACAAGCGUCGCCUACACACCUCGGACUCCAAGUCGCUGAGCCAAGAGACUGUCUCGCGAGCAACCAACAUCUACUCCGAGCAACUCGCAGAGACUAGGAAGUCGUAUGGCUACUCCCACGAGCAGACUCUCAGCAGCGUGCGUGAGCUGUCUCAGCUCUACGUUCGCCAGCAGAAGUCUGAGCUCGCCGUCAAAGAGCUCACUACUACAGUAGUUGAGAUCGUGAACAAGGAGACCUCUACACAGAAGAUCUACGAGUCUGCUCUGUCCUUGACCCAGACUUUCCAGGCUGCGAGCCUCACUCAGCAGUGCACACAGCUUAUCGAAGAGUUGCACUACCAGCUGACUACGAGGAAGAAGCACUCCAAAUCAAGCUUCAGUGUUGUCGAGAGCAGCAGUGCAGCGCUCCUAUUCCUUGCCACCAUGAAGUACCACUCCCGCAAGGACAUCUCGGUGACUUUCUCCGAGAUCAUGGCCAGCUUAAAGGCUGAGUCUAUCCUCUACACGAACUUUACCCAUCUGAUCAGUACCAAGGCUGGCCUUGACAAGGUCCUCGUUGCUGCUGCGCCUCUGCGUUAUUUGCUCCAGAAGAGGAACAAGACUCUGCUCGUCCACACUGUCGAGCACGAGUCCGUGGACCUCUUCGUUUCGAAGGAGGCCGCAAAUGUCCAGCUUCUCAGCAAGGAGUCGCCGCGCCAUUUCGUCGUUGGUAUUAUGGACUACCUGGGCAACCGCAAGACGCAGGGCUUUGUUCGUGCUGUCAUUUUGGCUUCUAACAAGACCGUGUCCAAGCUCAUUGCUGGCAACAAGUUCCAAGAUGCUCACGAUGUGGCCAAGAUGGCAUUCAUGUACGCUCAGUACCGUAACGGAUAUCGUGGAUCGCGAGCUAUCUCCCGUGGCUUCGGUCUGGCGUCUCAGCUUGAUGGGCGCGGCGAGAACAAGUGCCCUGACCCAGAGUUGCGCAAGAAGCUCUUGCAACUUUCGAACAACAUCAUCAAGGACAUCCUCAAGAUCUGCAAGGAGCAGAAGGUCAACCUCGCCCAAGUCCAACUUAACGAGUUGAACGAGCUCAUUGCACUUUUGGGCGAGCAAGGCGACUACGACACCCUGGAGACACUCCUCAACGAACUUUGGACCACCCGCGAAGCCCAAAAGACGUGGGCGCCCGACGUCCUCCUCCUCCUCGGCCGACGCCUCAUCUCCGCCCGCUACCUCGCCGGCCGCCAAAUCAAGGCCCUGCGCCUAUGCGAAGACAUAGCCUACAACCUUCGCCGCGUCAACGGUAUCAAGCACCCAGCCACCCUCGAGACCUACGACCUCCUCGCUCAGCUAUACACUUCGAUCGGCCAGAACUACCAGAAAGAGACGGCAUCAGACAAGUCAGCGGCAAACCUUGCAGCGGAACACUUCAAGAAGGCGAUUCUCGUACACGAGGAUGUCCUUCGGUGGUUGUUGAACAGCACUGAGGGCGGCGCUGCUGCUGUGGACGAUGACGAUGACGAUAUGGCUGCAACCAUUCUGGCACAAUACGGCGUGAGUGUCCAGAGGGCUGGUGAUGCUGCUAUCGAUGGUGCACAAGAAUCCGACAACGGCAUUGACGCUGCUAAGAGAUCGGAGUUGGUCAAGAGACACAUGCAUCUCCUCAAGCUGGCAUAUCAGAGGCUCGGCUCGUGGCCAAAGCCAUACGCACAGUAUGAGAAGCUGAAUGCCGACCUCUUCAAGUCCUUUGGAGAUGCACUGAAGGGUGCUGAGGGUGUCGAGAAGUGGCAAGUCAAGGGCUUUGGUGGUGGAAAGGCAGAGAGCACUGAGGGGACGUUCGCUGCGCAGAGCAGGAAGUGGGAGAUUUUGAGCAACUAG
Molecule: messenger RNA, 6309 nt
Organism: Fulvia fulva
Lineage: Eukaryota; Fungi; Ascomycota; Dothideomycetes; Mycosphaerellales; Mycosphaerellaceae
Exons: 3
Coding region: 1-6309 (2102 amino acids)
Molecular function (GO): protein binding
Source: RefSeq, a predicted model, not a curated record